AUGAUUGGGAAGAAGUUGGAGCUACCCUCUAUAACCAGCGUCGUGUUGGCUAUAGCCGGCGUGGUCAAUGGCUUGACUUUUGAGAUCCCCUCCUCUGUGCCCGCAAAUGCAAGUGCGCAGAUUGAUGCUGCGCCGGUGGGCUUGUCGUUCGAAUUCUUCGCCUUCCCGGAGUACUUUGAGCAACUGUCGUUGACCGAUGGCUGUCUGGGUGUGCUGGGCGAUGCACUGGGAACAAAGCCCCCGAUUCGAAUCGGAGGAACCACCCAGGACCGCGCAACCUACAAUGCCUCCCUAUCGUCUGCCGUCUUAUAUACAGUCGCCUCGCCUGACGACGCACCCGAGACCCUGACCUUCGGCAACUCGUUCAUGGAGAUAGCCGGCGCCUACGACGGCUCCGUGACCAUCGGCUUCAACCGCCGCCUCAGCAACCUCAACAACACCAUCGCAGCAGCACAAGUCGCCACAUCCACGAUCAAAAACCUAUACGCCAUCGAGCUAGGCAACGAGCCAAACUUCUUCUCCUCAAGCGACCCAAUCGCCAACGGCAAAUCCUGGACCGCAGCCGCGGACGCCGUCUCGCAAGUCUCAUGGCAGAAAUCCGUUGGAGCCGCGCUGGACAAGACCUCGAUCAUCCAGGCCGGCGUAUUCUUCGGACUGGGGUCCUACGAAGUGACGAACCUCGUCGACGACGAAGAAGACGCCGCCGCCACGCAAUACGUGCGUUCCUUCUGCCACCACUACUACCCUUACUCUGCGUCGACGGCCGAUCUAAACGGGCUGAUGAGCCACGCGGACAUCGUCGACGGCGUGACCGCGUUCCAGGCACAGGUCUCUGCCGCGCAUGACCUCGACAAGGACUUCGUGAUGGGCGAAACGAACUCAGCGACCGGAGGCGGUGGCGGCAUCAGCCCUACUUUUGGCGCUGGGCUUUGGAUUCUGGACUAUAUGAUGCAGGCGGUUAUCUUGGGCAUCAAGCAACUGUACUUCCACCAAGGUACCAUCGGCAACUGUCCGUAUUGCUGGUGGGACGAGACAGUCAACGCCCCGUUCUACGGCGCGUAUACGGCGGCGCUGGCGCUCGGGGGCGCGGCGCAGGUCGCGCAGCUGGACAGCGGCGACACCCGGGUGGCUGCGUAUGCCAUCUAUGAUAGCGCCGGAGCGGCGACGCGGGUGCUGCUGUAUAACUCGGAGUAUUACACCUCGGGCACGCGGGGCAGCGUCAACAUCACCCUGACCGGUCUGGCAUCGACGGCGACCUCUGUCUCGGCUAAGCGGUUGACGGGCGAUGCGGCGACCACGACGGUUGGGGCCGGGAGCAUCACUGUUGGGGGACAGACGUUUGCCAACGGGACGUGUGCGUUGCAGGGCACGCAGGAGACUGAGACGGUAGGGGUUGUGGACGGGGAAGUGACAUUCGCUGUGCAGGCCUCGGAAGCGGUGCUUGUUUAUCUGUAGGGGUUCCAGGGAAGGAGAG
Aspergillus homomorphus CBS 101889 is the source of this 1474-nucleotide messenger RNA. Its product is annotated as glycosyl hydrolase family 79 C-terminal domain-containing protein. NCBI's taxonomy places the organism in Eukaryota, Fungi, Ascomycota, Eurotiomycetes, Eurotiales, Aspergillaceae. The record is from RefSeq and is a predicted model, not a curated record. Bases 1 to 1455 code for a protein of 484 amino acids. The transcript has 8 exons.